Messenger RNA from Folsomia candida, 2254 nucleotides. RefSeq lists its product as uncharacterized. Gene Ontology annotation, molecular function: actin binding. The record is from RefSeq and is a predicted model, not a curated record. The transcript is spliced from 5 exons. Bases 199 to 2016 code for a protein of 605 amino acids. Lineage: Eukaryota; Metazoa; Arthropoda; Collembola; Entomobryomorpha; Isotomidae.
AAUUUGUCAAGUUACAGGUCGUCGACCGAUUUCCAGUUCACUUCCAUCUAAGUAUAUGCUGUUGUCAGAUUUAUUUGCUGGCAGUAGCUUUUGAUCCGCAUUUCUACAACCGUCGCAAUUUCUUCUAGCUGGCGCGAGUAACUUUGUGUCUUCGUCCAAGACCCAAGUCAGGUUCAUACAUACAUAAUUGCUGCAAAUAUGACAUCCGACUCAGUUGGCCGGAAUUUUGCAAAAUGCAUUUCUAGCCACAGACAAAAAACAGAUUGUGGGGAACUUACUUUACUAGAAAACGAUGUGGUGGAGCUGUUGCCGACAUGUUUUGGAAAAGAGAGAGGCUUUUGCUUGGUCCGGUUCGAAUCGAAGGAGGGACUAUUUCCUAUUGACAAGCUAGAUCCUAUUAUCCAACCAAAAGAUGACGAAGUCGACGAGCCGUAUCCUACAUUACUUGAUCCAAUUAUUAUACCGUCCGAAAUCCCAAUACCACUUCCGGCCCCUCCUGCCACGCCUAUUCCUCUCAACCUUGCCGUUCUCGUACCACCCACAGAUCUACAAUUUCCAAUUACUCCACUCAUUAAGUCAUCGACUAUCCUAAAUCUGCCCAUGACAGAUCAGAGUUUAGAACACCAGACCACACUAGCUCAAACAAAGGUGGACAACCUACAGAGCCCAGCGGAAAUUUUAAGCAGGCUGGUCGCCCUUGGAGCAAAACCCGUCUCCCCAAUAUUUAAACAAGAACUGGAAGGUUGUAUCAAACCAAAACAUACUCCUGAAGAAGCCAAAUCGGAAAACAAAAUCCAGACUUCAGAUGUAUCCAUGCCAAUGCCACCACCACCACCUCCACUACCUCCAAUUAUCCCCAUCGAAUCAUGUCCUGCCGUAGGGGACAUUUCAAAACAAUGCAACACAGAAGCUGACGAAGGCUAUGAAGGUGAAGAGUCGAACGGUACUAUCAUAAAGAAAUCCUCAUUCUUGGCAGAGCUGCAAAGAAAAAUUACUGAUAAAUCCAUGAAUCACGACAUUGAACAAAAAAUCAUCUCAAGUUCUCUCAAAGAGAAAAACCCUCUGCUUCUGGAUUCUGAACUGCAACAAUCUCUAGAAAAACAAAAAGCCAAGGAGGAUAGUUCACAUGCUGCUGUAGAUAUUGACGCUAAGUUAAAAGCUUCAAAACCGCAUGAUGACGACAAACAAAUCCCAAAUUUCGGGAUACAUAAUUUGAGGAAAACAGCUAACAACAAAAACCCAACCCCAAAAAACGGUGACGCUGAAAAUGCAACUCAAAAGACCACGACAAUCUUGAGGGCGUCUGCAAAACCAAUAAUCCCAUAUAGAAAGGAUAUGGACAAUAUUGACAAAGAUUUGAAGGCCAAGCUUCUUAAGAGACGAGAUUCCAUGUCAUUACAUGAGAUUUCAACGGCUAGAGUACCAUUGCAUGACAAAACAAAUUCUAUCGUCGAACAGAAGCCUCCAACGCUGUAUGAAGAUAACAAAAUCCAUAUAGAAAAUAUAAUAUGCAAUACAGAAAAAGCGACUUCAACUAACUUUGUUGAGGUAUACCAAACUUGCACCCUCAUAGAUGAGCCAUGCAAAGCUCAAGGGGCCAACGAGAAAUUAAAAAUUCCAGUAAAAUUAACAGAAGAAGCCACCAGUUCUACUGUCUUGCAAGAUUUUGCUCCUACUCCACCCCCGCUUCCUGACAACGCUUGUCAAAGCACAAAAAUGUCCCCUACACGUCCGAAGCCACUAGCUCCUGCUGCUUUGUCAUCGUCACGUAAUUCCGAUGGAGACGCUCGUUCAGACCUUAUGGCCCAAAUUAGGGGAAAAGUGGUGCUGCGGUCGAUCAGCGAAGAAGAAAGAAAUUCAGGAUUCAGAGGUGACACUACCGUUGAACAGAAAUUUAAAAAAUGUGACCUGCUGAACAACGCACUUGCCUCAAUGCGGUAUAAAAUUGCUGAUAGUGAAUCUAGCGACGAAAAUGAGGAGGAUGACGAAGUCCAGGAGGAAGCAGACUGGAAUUAAGUUCCCUUUGGUAAACUUCAUAAUAGGUUUUUAUUAAAAGCGUAUUAAAACUAAAACACUUGCAUCAGUUUCAAUAUUAUAAUUUAUAUAUACGAAAUUAUGUCCUCAAAAAAUGCACUUUAUAUAUGUAAAUCCGGACCUUCUUAUUAACCGCAGUUUUCAUAUUUUAAGUAAAAACUUGUAUAGCUUAUUUACUCAGAUGGACUAAGGCUAAAGAAUAAAACAAAUUCAAGUAACA